CACGGUCAACGGGAGAGGACGCUACUGCGCUCUCUAUGGCCUCGUUCAGUGGCUCUCCACCCAGCUUGAGGGAAUUUUUAUAAACCGGGAUUGAUUCCUUUGUGAAAAUUGUGUAACGACGGGCUUAUAUGUAUACGUGUGUGACUAUCUACUAACGUUCGUGUAAUUGAGGAACUUUUUUUUUAACGAGACGUUUUACUAACUUUGCAAAGUUUGACAAUGCAGCUUGUAAAGUUAUGAACGAAAACAACAUAAAUGGUGUGAAAUUAAAUAUUACAAAACAAAAAGUUCUUACUUGAAAUUGGACAGAAUAACAAGCAAAGUUUUCAUUCAGCUACCGACGUAGAAUUUCAAGGUGAAAACAAUUAACAAUCGGUGGAGAGAGACGUCAGGAUCGAGCCUAUGGCAUCCUAGCGUGUGUCAAGCGCCUAGUUGAGCCCCAGUUGAGCCUCAGUUGAGCCAACUUGGGCCCCAGAAGACAAAUGGGAAGUCUCCCGGAGUUGUGCCACACACGCGAACAUCUCAAACGGCCGUGAGGAUUACAAGGGGGUUCGUGUCGUGGUUGGUUCUACAAUAUAUAAAAGUUUAUGGCCAGCUAGAAACGUUCAAUAGGCCUAGGAGCAUGUGACCUUUGUAAAUCUGAGUGCAAAUUUGGGAAAGCAAACAUUCAAGACCGUGGACGGUAUAAUAUACCAGCAAAUCUAUGAAUGUGGGAUUUUGUGAUCCCUGCGACACGUUCCCAAGUCGUGAGUGCCUCAAGAGAAACUCUCAAGUGUGAGGGAGAAACUCUCAAGUGUGAGGGGGUGUAAGGGAGAUCUUACAAGCAUCUGACGAGGGUGUCUACCUUCUGGAGGCUCUUGGAGAGGUGUGAGUGCCUCACAGGAUGCCUGUAAUAGUGGUAUGAUACUCUCGCUGCCUCCUGACACAGCCCUGGAGAAUUAUGUCCACGUGGCGGGCAUGGCUGGGACCACUUGGGGCGACUCCGAGUGGGGAGACCUUACUGACUGUGAGUGUGGGGGGCCAUCGCCCCCCACCUUCAUGCUGCCUCCUCCGCCGCGGCCCCCGCCACCCCCUGACGCCCCCAACGAAGACCUGGGCGACUGCGAGGGCCCCUUCACCUGCCCUAGCCUGCUGGGGGCCCGCGAGGACCAGAGGCCCACCGCUGGCAGGGCCCCCAUGGCUGUUGUUAUUGUCUCGGCCGCCACACUGGUCGUCCUGGUCCUCGUAGCUGCCAUCAUUGUCUGCAGGCUGAGAGGUCGAGGCCGGACUCCAAAGGGCUGCACAGAGCUGAGCGGCGCCAUUAUCUACGACGAUCUGCCUUCCGCCCCGACCAUCGUGCCCGCCCGUACACGCCCACGAUUCAAGCCGGUGCCCAUUGACGGGGAAGAGAUGAUGGGCAUGACUAUGGGCGUGCACCUGUACACCCCCGAGCCCCGCAGUAACCCUCCUUCAGAGCACCUCUACCAAAGCAUCUCCUCAGGAAGCGAGACGUGCAGUUACAGCACCAGCGACGCAGCGGGGCAGGACGGCCGGGCUCUCCUGAGGCCGCCACACCCCAGGGGCGUGAGGGCCUCCACUACCCUAGCGGACACGGACAGCGAGGAAGAGCCCCUGGCUCCCAUCGGUAUCCUCGGGGAUCCCAGCGAUAAUGACACCCCAAGUAUGUCUCCGGCCCACUCCCGCUACUACUGCGCCAGUGCUCCACCUCUCACCUCCUCCCCGGGCUCCGACUACGAGAGCGUCUACUACGUUGGUGGCAUGCGACGCGGACGCCCCCCGACGCCACAGGAGAGGGGUCUGCCUCCUCUCCCAUCCCGCACCGAUAGGUUUAGAAUAUACUUCUCGGUGGACAGAGGACAACACCGGGCGCCCGGGAGGCGUGGCAGACGGCAGGGCCAUCAUCACCAUCACCCGAGGAACCCGCCGGAAGCGGAACCCCUUUACGAAAACCUCACUUAAAAUUGCACCAUUAGAUUAAGCACUAAUAAGGGACGUCUUGCAGCACCUUAGUCGGCCUCUGGUGGUCCUCUAGUGGCACUCUUACUCGUUUUGUAGAUCUUAGAUGAGCAGUCAUGACCACUUAAGCCAAUGGCUCAGUGCUCUCGUUGGAUUACAAGACCAUGAGAGUGUAAGGAGCAAUUGAUGCUUGGUGUGUGUGUUCGUAUGUGCAGUGCUCAGUUCCGUUUGAUCUCAGGUGUAGCGGAUCCUCUCCGCUGUAGCGGGCCCGACUGGACAGGUGUGUACGCCCGACUAAACAAUUGUGUUGGAAGAUCGUUCUGGUCUGCCGUAGAGUUAAAUAGGAAAGAUAUGUGACCCUUGGCCGCUUAACAGGUGAUAACUGGAAUAUUGAACUGGAAGCAAUUUUAUGGAAAUACGGUGACUACAUGACCUCAAGGUCUUCAUUAGUAUCAGAGGGACACGUUAACGUGUGAGAUGUCAAGCUGGCAGCGAGUGGUGACUCAUAUAUCACUCAACACUCAAGUUUUCAGUGCUUCGUUGCACACAGUUGGCAGAGCCUUCACUGCUCGGGUGGGCACCGCACCUAAACAAUCCUCUUAAGAAUCAAGACACGCUAGUGUUGCCAGGUGAGACUUUUAUUAGAGGAAAAAGUGUUUAAAGGUUGCUAAUAAGAGCGCAAUAGACAGCGUGAAGACUCUGGGCUAAGUGACUGGGUGGGAAGAGAUGUGACUAGUGUGUUGAUGUGGGAACUGUGUUUAGCGAGUCUGGCAAGACGUUCGCAUGACGCUCAGCUCUUCUCAAAACGGCAUUUUCUAAAUCACUUGAAGAUUUUUCAGUGAAUAUUAUAACUACAAAAUUUUUAAUUCAUUUGUAUUUCAAUAAUUGAAUCUGGCGCUACGUGUGUGUAACAUACAAAGUCAAAGAACAGAAGGAUAUUAUUUUGCUAGUUAUUUUUUUAUUAAUGCCAGCAAGUGUGACGUCUUGAACCCCUAGAUACAGUCCACACACUGACACGGCUUAAUAAAGCAAGACUAGGCUUCAGAAAUGGACCCGACAUGUAUGGUCUGUUAGUACGACUUGGGUGAGUACGGCUUCCUCGCCUUUAAAGAGUGCGUCCUGUCACACCUCGUGUCCGCUUGCUUGUCUGGACACUUGCUUUGUACCGUGUAUGUUGGAGGGAUUGAUGAGGAAAGACAUUACUAAGCAAGGCUGAAAAAUAUGCUGAAAACUUCCAGUCACAACGUCAGAAAAAUGUGCUCUUAAAAUCUCUGAACCUAAUGCAGAAUUAAUUUUUUUGUAAUGUUCCUUAAAACUGCAAAACAGAUGGGCAAUGCAUCACGCUUUAGAAAAACAAUGAAAUGUGUAAGUAAAACUCCAGGAAAACGAAGCCUUCUCAUUUGCAGGCAGUAAGGAAAUAUGUGCAAAGCUAUCAACAGAACACAGAGUUCCCUGCGAACUUGUCAACAAACCAAGGAAGGUUGCUGACACGCAGCAGCCAGUAACGCGUUUCAGAAGAUUGUGAAGAAUCCAGAACAAUUUGCUGACGCGUCCAAGGAUCUUGUAAGACAUCACAUGAGAAUGUGAGAGCUUAAGGCAACGUUUGAAACACACCGAAUAUUAGUUACGGUUAAGGGAUUUUUUAAUAUGCACAUGGAGUUUUUGCUUUAUUUUUAAAUUGCAAAAUAUAAAUGUUUAACAUAUAUUUAUGAGAAACCCAUGAUUGGGAAAGGGAGACUGUAAGAGUCAAAGAAAUCUUAAAAGUGCGAGGAAGUUGAUCCAGUAUACCCGGGACUGCCAAAAUACCCAAGAAUUUAGCACCAUUGAAGGGAAGGGAACUAUCAGGACACAGCGCCAUCACGACUAUAUAGCACUGGGAAGUGAUCAGGAUUUGGGAUGGGACGGGGGGGGGGUUAUAAUAUGUCUGAGAAUCUUUAAGAUUCCUCAGGGAGAUUUUAGGAUAGCCAAGGAGCAUAGGAAGUAGGGAAUGUUGAAUGAAACGUGACGUGUUUGGAGGUUGUGUAAAGGCGAACACACAUACAGUAGUUGGUGUCAUGUUGUCUUGAAGGUGCAAUCUAGUCCUUGACGUCCGAGCACAUGCUGACUUCACCCGUAUCACUCACUAGUUAAUAUAAUGUUACACACACACGCGCGUGCGCAACUGAUAUACUGUAUAUACCUAAACAGCAGCGUCAUUGUAAAGUUAUUGUCACUCAAGUAUAUCCAUCCAUCUGUAUUCACAUUUAUACAGAUAUACACACACUCAUGCAGGCGUUCACAAGCACACUAAAAUACAUCUGUGUGUGUACAGGCAACAUACACUUCUUUACUCACUCCCGUGAGCCCUGCAUUCCCACCCGUGGGCCCUGCUUGACACAUGCGGACCCUGCAUUCACACCGUUGGGCCCUGCAAUCACACCCGUGGGUCCUGCAUUCAUAUACCUUCAUUCAUAUAUUCUUUGCCAACUCAAAAUUCCGGCAACCCACAUCACCGUCGUAUUUUUAAAUUCUGUCCUAACUUAUGAGCUGAGUUUACCCCACACACCAAACAUCUCAACAAGUAUUUCCUUAAUUUUAAGUCCUGAAACACAAGAUACUUUAUAUUAUUUCACAGUGAUUUCCCUGUAAGUUUAGGCAAUAAUAAUUGUAAUGGAAGAACAUAUAAUUUUGAUUUUACGGGGAAAUGCAUUUAUAUCCAGCUCAUACUUUUGGGAAGAGUUUGAAAAAGUUUGAUCUUAGUUACUAUUCUUACAUAUCAGCGUUCAAACUUUCAGCCACUGUAUUGCCUAAUCUCUUCACACAUUCUUGACUUUACAUAACAAAGAACAUUGGUUUUAUUUUCAUAAAUUCUAUUCCUUUUACCUGAACAAUUAUCUAAAUCUUUGUUACUCAAAUCUUGUUUAAUCAAGAUUUAAAUUUAAUCUUUGUUUAAUCAAAUCUUUGUUGAACACUUUGUGAACUCCUCAAAGUAGAAUACGUUGUCUUAAGUUACUAUACUUAAGAGAUUCUGCCACUGUAAAAUGUUCCAGGAUCAUUGCCUAUCAGCCGUGAUUGGUGGCCUUAAUAAUCCUCCCGCGGUUGAUAGGCCUUACAAUCAACACUAGAAUCCACUGUCGGAAAAUCGCCAGUGACGCAUCGUUUGCGAGUUUGAGGAGGACUAUUGGUGAUAAUUACAAUUUACGUGUCAAGUUUUUGUCUUUUAAAUAAUUAUCAAAAGGCACCAAUGUAGCAAAGUUUCUGUCUAAGGCUCUUUUAAGUUGUUUAACUAAUUAUGAUCCUAAUCAAAAUUUUAGUUCAAGCAUAGACAAUUUGAGUUUCCAUUUAAAAAUAUUUUGUUUUCUAUUUGUAUGAAAAUGUGAAUUUUGUUUAAUGUCAACAUACCUUUGUGUUUACGGAUGUCAUAUUCCGAUUAUUUGUUAAAAUCUCCAACAAUUUAUAUGUCCUCUGUUUACUCCCAUUUUCCUUGUGCUGAUCUUUAUCUAAAUAUCUUUGUACGGUAUUCAUAAACACAUUCAAUCGCCGAUGCACCAUUCUCCUCCCCGUCACUCACCAACAGUUUACCUCCAUUAACAUUGCUUCUGUCUCGAUUACUCUUCUUUCCAUAUCCAACUUCCCAUCUUCUCUCACAUGGCAACACCCUAUUUUCUUUUAUUCCAAAAGAUUGAUUUGUUGUCGUACUAACUAGUCAUCAUAAUGUCUAUAAUUUGUUUCAUUACUCAUAAAUAAUGAUAAAUUUUGUUUUUAUGUUACAUUAUUUUUUAUUAAAGCGGUGAGUGCUCAAUGUGAUAUACUUAUAUAUUAAUAUGUUUUAUAAGAAUCUAUUGUAUUAUUCAGACA
Messenger RNA from Procambarus clarkii (red swamp crayfish), 5793 nucleotides. RefSeq lists its product as uncharacterized. NCBI's taxonomy places the organism in Eukaryota, Metazoa, Arthropoda, Malacostraca, Decapoda, Cambaridae. The record is from RefSeq and is a predicted model, not a curated record.